Molecule: messenger RNA, 2276 nt
Organism: Mus musculus (house mouse)
Lineage: Eukaryota; Metazoa; Chordata; Mammalia; Rodentia; Muridae
Gene: Txndc2
Product: thioredoxin domain containing 2 (spermatozoa)
Exons: 4
Coding region: 624-2255 (543 amino acids)
Biological process (GO): cellular oxidant detoxification
Cellular component (GO): cytoplasm
Source: RefSeq, a predicted model, not a curated record
GGCGUAGCCAGAGCAGUGCUGGAGAGCUUGCCCUUGUGGUGUAGAUAAGGGAGAGCUUGCCCUUGUGGUGUGGAUGAGGGAGAUCCAGUGGGCUGACUAACUCAGCUCCCACCCAGGCCCAGAUUCAGGGCUUUGAGUUGGCCCAUCUCUAAAUCUACAUCAUCUGUGAACUGUUGGGUAUGUGAAAGGGCAAGUCCUGCUGUUCCAAAGCUGCAGGAUCUCCAUGACACAGGGCAACCAACAGGAUAACAAGGAGUAGUUCCGGUGAGGAUCCAGUAUUGAUGGUGUCACAGAAACCAGAGACCUUGAGCCAGACCAGUGACUCACUGCAAUGAACAUUUGCAAGUGACGAUGUGUGGGCAGAGGGACACACUGUGGGACACUGGGACAUACUGUGUCACACUGCAGCGUCCACGAAGCCCAGAGGGAAGGAAUACAGGAGCCGAAUGCCAGUGUUCACCUCUGGAUUUGAUCUGAGAGGAAAUCCAGAGGCCCCCCCCUCUGGGAUUGCAUCUCUGGCAGAAAGUGCUUGAAGCCCACCUUGGUGGUGGUCGUGGCAGCCUCCUCCCCCAGUCUUCCUGGAGUCUUGGCGGCGGCAGCCCCAUGGCUUGGCCAUAGAAGAAAUGUUUAAGAAGGACAAACAAAAGAAUAAGGACAAGGGGCUGGACAUGAACAGUGUUCAAGCAGGAGCUCCUGAAGAGUCGGACAUGACACUCAACAACGGAGGAAAAGCAAAUGAAAGGGGCAGCAACGAAAAUCCAUUACAGGCUUUAUCCAAAAAUGAGGCUUUUCUGGUCCCAGAGUUCUUGGAUACAGCCCAGUCCAAAGAGAAGGCCAUUGCUUCCAAGGUCAGCAAUACACUUCAUAUGUCCACAGAAGAGUCUGAGUUCCCGCAGCAAGUUAGUAGCACCCCCAUGUUUUCAGAGAAUACCGUCCAUCCCAGACAUGAAGUUAGCCCCAAGCCUUCAUCAAAAAACACUCAGCUGAAACAGGAAAAUAUUUCUAAAUCCUCGGGCUACUCCAAGCAGACCAACUAUAGCAACACUCCCAAGUCCUUGGCAAAAACCACCCAUCCCAAACAGGGGAGCACCCUCAAGCCUGCAACGAACAGCACCCAUUACAGGGAGGAUGACAUUCCCAAGUCCUCAGAAGACAUCAUCCAACCCAAGAAAGGGGACAGGCCCAAGUCCUCAGAAGACAUCAUCCAAUCCAAGAAAGAGGACAGGCCCAAGUCCUCAGAAGACAUCAUCCAAUCCAAGAAAGAGGACAGGCCCAAGUCCUCAGAAGACAUCAUCCAAUCCAAGAAAGAGGACAGGCCCAAGUCCUCAGAAGACAUCAUCCAAUCCAAGAAAGAGGACAGGCCCAAGUCCUCAGAAGACAUCAUCCAACCCAAGAAAGAGGACAGGCCCAAGUCCUCAGAAGACAGCGUCCCAUCCAAGAAAGGGGACAGGCCCAAGUCCUCAGAAGACAGCGUCCAACCCAAGAAAGAGGACAGGCCCAAGUCCUCAGAAGACAGCGUCCAAUCCAAGGAAGGUGAAGUCCACAAGCCCUUAAAAGACAGCAUUCAGUCCAAGGAGACUAAAGUCCCUAAGUCCCCACAGGACUCAAUCCAGUCCAAAGAGGAUAAAACCCACAGGCCCUUAAAGGACAGCGUUCAGUCAAAGGAGAGUGAAGAACCUAAGUCCUCCCAUGAAUCCAUCCAGUCCAAGGAGGAUAAAAUCCAUAAGCCUUUAAAAGAUAGCAUCCCAUCUAAGGAGGGAGAUAUUCCCAAGUCCCCAGAAGAUACCAUCCAGUCCCAGGAAGAAAUCACCGCGUCCGAAGAAGACACCAUCCAGUCCCAGGAAGGUAACACUAUCAAGUCUUCAGAAGAAGAUGUGCAGCUCUCAGAGAGCAAACUCUUAGGCCUUGGAGCAGAAAUAGAGACCCUGGAGGAAGGCUUGGUGAGAGUGAUCAAAGACAAGGAGGAAUUUGAGGAGGUGCUCAAAGACGCUGGAGAGAAGCUGGUGGCUGUGGAUUUCUCAGCCGCUUGGUGUGGCCCCUGCAGAAUGAUGAAGCCACUCUUCCAUUCCCUGUCUUUGAAGCACGAGGAUGUGAUAUUCUUGGAGGUGGACACUGAGGAUUGUGAGCAGCUGGUGCAAGACUGUGAGAUCUUUCACCUCCCGACUUUCCAGUUUUAUAAAAACGAAGAAAAGGUGGGUGAAUUUUCUGGUGCCCUUGUGGGAAAACUCGAAAGAAGCAUUUCAGAAUUAAAGUAAUCAUAUGUUCUGAGAACACUG